AUGGCGUCCAUACCAGUUAUUGUAAAGCACCAGGGCAAGAAGCACGAGGUCGAGGUCGACACCACCUCCAACGGCGAGACAUUCAAGUACCAGCUCUUCUCCAUCACCGGCGUCGAGCCUGAGCGCCAGAAGAUCAUCGUCAAGGGCGGACAACUCAAAGAUGACGCCGACAUGGCUAAACUGGGCCUCAAGCCCAAUCAGACCCUCAUGAUGAUGGGCACCCCUUCUGGCGACGCCAACGUCAUCGAGAAGCCAAAGGAGAAGAUCAAGUUUCUCGAGGACAUGGAUGAGGCCGAGGCCGCCCAACGGGAGGGUGCAACGCCCGCUGGCCUGCAGAACUUGGGCAACACUUGCUACAUGAACUCGACGCUGCAGACUCUGCGAUCCAUUCCAGAGCUCCAGGAGGAACUCCUUCGCUACAAUGGAAGCAACGAGGCUGGCUCGUCCAGCUCUGCGCAGGCACUCAGCCGACUGGGCCUCAGUGGCCUGGGCGCCUCGACCGAUCUCACUGCAUCACUACGCGAUCUCUUCAAGCAAAUGUCUGAGACGCAGCAAGGCUUCCCUCCGCUCAUGUUUCUCAACGCGCUCCGAACCGCCUUCCCGCAGUUUGCUCAGAAAUCAAAAGAUGGACACUACGCACAGCAAGAUGCAGAGGAGGCCUGGUCGCAGAUAAUAUCGCAGUUACGCCAGAAACUGAAGCGCAAAGAUGAAUCGCAGGCAGAUGCUGGCGAUCAGUCGUGGAUCGACAAGUACAUGGCUGGUAAAUUCGAGUCGGUCAUGGAAUGCGACGAGCCCGGUGCAAAGGAGGGCGGCGAAGAGCCGAUCAAGAGCGAGGAACUGUUCUUCAAGCUCAACUGUCACAUCAGUGUCGAAACCAACCACCUGCGAGAUGGUCUAGCUGCGGGCCUAAAAGAGCAGAUUGAAAAACGCUCCGAGGUCUUGGGUCGCAAUGCUCUCUACACAAAGACAGCACGCAUUGCACGGCUACCCAAGCAUCUACCCAUACACUUCGUUCGCUUCGAUUGGCGGCGAGACACCAACAAGAAGGCAAAGAUCAUGCGCAAGGUGACCUUUCCGGAGGAACUGGAUGCCUUGGAGUUUUGCACAGAUGAUUUGAGGAAAUUGCUGGUUCCUAUUCGUGACAAGAUCCGCGAGGUUCGCAAGGAAGAGGAGGACGUCGAGCGUGCGCGCAAGCGACAAAAGCGCAUGAGGGCAGGCGAAGAGAAUGAUGCCGGACCAUCACUCAGCACCAAAGAGCCAUUGCAAAAGAAGAAGGAAGCCGAGCAGAAGAAGGAGGACGCAAAGAAGCCAGAGGAUACUGAAAUGGCCGAGGUCGAGUACAAGACCGACGCCCAGGUUGAGGCGGAACGUGCCGAGUCCAUCUUGAAAGCCAAGAAGGAACUCCUUGCUCUUGUAGAUCCCAAAAUGGCCGCGGACGAGGGCGCAAACCAGACCGGUCUCUACGAGCUGAGAGGCGUCAUUACGCACCAGGGCGCCAGUGCUGAUAGUGGCCACUACACCUCUUUCGUGAAGAAGCAGGGUCCUAAGGAUCCGGUCACGGGCAAGCGCAAAGAAGAAGAUGGCAAGUGGUGGUGGUUCAACGACGACAAGGUCUCCGAGGUGGAUGCUGGGAGGAUUCAGACUUUGUCUGGAGGAGGCCAAAGUCACUCGGCUCUUAUCCUCUUGUAUCGCGCUGUCCCUCUGCCCACGGUUGACGAGGAUGUCAAGAUGAGCGAGGCCUAG
Plenodomus lingam JN3 is the source of this 1743-nucleotide messenger RNA. RefSeq lists its product as uncharacterized. Lineage: Eukaryota; Fungi; Ascomycota; Dothideomycetes; Pleosporales; Leptosphaeriaceae. Gene Ontology annotation, biological process: protein deubiquitination; proteasome-mediated ubiquitin-dependent protein catabolic process; regulation of proteasomal protein catabolic process. The record is from RefSeq and is a predicted model, not a curated record. Gene Ontology annotation, molecular function: protein binding; cysteine-type deubiquitinase activity; proteasome binding.